Molecule: messenger RNA, 2580 nt
Organism: Hypoxylon trugodes
Lineage: Eukaryota; Fungi; Ascomycota; Sordariomycetes; Xylariales; Hypoxylaceae
Exons: 4
Coding region: 93-2387 (764 amino acids)
Biological process (GO): cleavage in ITS2 between 5.8S rRNA and LSU-rRNA of tricistronic rRNA transcript (SSU-rRNA, 5.8S rRNA, LSU-rRNA)
Cellular component (GO): nucleus
Molecular function (GO): polynucleotide 5'-hydroxyl-kinase activity
Source: RefSeq, a predicted model, not a curated record
CUUUUUCACAUUUCUAUAUAUCAAUGGUAGAAUUUCCCUUCUAAAUCUACAUAGUAUUCAUAAUUCUGUGGUAAUUCUGGAUGUGAAAUAUAAUGGCCACAAAUAAGAGACGGAAGCUGAAUGUGACAGAAUCCUCACCAACAAUGAGUGCCUUCGCUCUCCGCAAGAAACUUCUCAACCAGCAACAAGCUGCUCCGACACCAACCACAAAAGACAAGAGCAAUGUAGAUUUAACAAUUCCAUCUGCGCCAGAUGUUGUGAAGACCACCAAGACAAGAAGCUCAAAAAAAGCAAAGGGUCCAAAUAUUCAGGCAGCGCCAACCGAUGAGAAUGCGCCUAGUGCUAAGUUCAAAAGUUCAUUGCUUGAUAAUCAGCCUGAAAGCGAAGAUGCACUCCCGGAUACUUCUAGGGCUUUAGCAGGGAGCCCAUCGCCUUCUAUAGUCGAAGAUGACGAAACUCCGGUUAUGCUCAAUAAGGCUCUACCUUUACAACUGUCUAAUUUCCAGCCAUCUAAAAGUAAUUAUCGAACACGAAAAGACGGGAUGACCAUAUUGAAGUUAUCUGACGGAGAGCGUAUAGUGAUCCUUGGCAAUUAUGGUAUUCGUGUAACAUCGAGUGAAAUCACCAUCAAUGGUGCCAUACUAAGAAAUUCAAGCAAGGUACAUUGGGUGUAUGCACCACAUUGCCAUGCACUCCCCGUCAUUAGAUGUUCAGAUGCGGCGAAUAUAGAAUUGCACCCCCAUCCCGACUCCGCGGAUCUGAGGGCUCUUGGAAGACUUUCUCCUCAGUUUCGCAAGCUCUGGAACGACUCCAAUCCUUCCAAAGGGGAUAAGACUAUUCAAUCCAACCCAACAUUUCAAAUACUCUAUACAUCAGCAGAUGGCCCAAAGAGGACGAUGCUACAAGAUCUUGUCUCGCCACCUGAGUGGAAUAGGGAGGUUGCCAAAUUCGUCAAUACAUCCAACUCGAAGCCUUGUUCAGUUAUGAUAACGGGUCCAAAAUCAUCCGGGAAAUCUACAUUUGGCAAGAUACUUGCGAAUCGACUGGCCACCGAGAAAUCGAGUGGCUCUAAACAGCACACUUAUCGUGGGGUAGCUGUACUAGACAUUGAUCCCGGACAGCCCGAGUAUUGUGUCGCCGGCCAAAUUGCUCUCGUAUUCCUUACCGAACCUGUGUUUGGGCCGUCAUUCUGUCGCCCUCUUCCCAGCUUAGAAUUCGAGAUAAUUCGAUCCCAUGCGCUAGCGUCUAUCUCCCCUGCCUCGGAUCCCGAACUGUACUUGGAGGCUGCUAUGGACCUAAUGACACAUUAUCGAAAUGCACUAGGACGGUAUCCCCUCAUUAUCAACACACCAGGAUGGAUACAAGGGACGGGGCUGGAUUUGCUAACUUCUCUCAUCACUAAUCUGCGACCGACCGAAGUAGUGUAUAUGUCGGAAUCUGGUCCUGCAGAAGCGGUAGAAGCCCUACAAGAAUCCUGCAAAGUCACUAGAUUUUCUACACUUCCAUCACAGUCCUCUCAAUUAACUUCGAGGACCGCAGCGCAAUUACGAUCAAUGCAGACUAUGUCGUAUUUCCAUGCUAAACCUCGCGAGGCCAGCAACGAUAGGGUUCAGUUUGAACGAAAUCCGAGGCCAUUAACGGCUAUACCUCCUUGGUUGGUCAGUUACAGAGGGCCAAAUCGCGGCAUAUUUGGAAUAAUGUGCUACGAUUAUCAGGCGCCGUUAGAUCUGUUGGCCGAUGCGAUAAACGGUACAAUUCUCGCCGUCGUGGGGGUCGAAAGCCUCAAAGCAUUGAGAUACUCUGAAGAGCGAAUAAAGCUGUGUAACGAUGCGACAGCUAAUAUGAUGGACAUUGACGACGCCAACGAUGAAUCUCAGAAUACGGCAAUAUUAUCUUUUCAGGACUUAGCGGGAAAAAAGAUUACCGAAACACCUGAGGGUAUCCCGUUCAUCGAUACCACAGAUGGAACUACGUUAGACCCGAGAUAUUCCCAUUCGCUUGGUCUGGUUCUCGUGCGCGGUAUUGAUGUUGAAAACGGACUCUUACAACUCCUCACACCUUUAACAGGGGAAACGAUAGAAGAGGUCACGUCUAAAGGAGGCGAAAUUGUCCUUGUUAGUGGCAAGUUUGAUGCGCCAAGUUGGGCUUAUACCGAAGAGUUAUAUUAUCAAUCUCAUGGUGAGGUAGAUGAAGGGGCAGAUCUAGACGAGGCCCAAGAGGGUACAUCGGAGGGUUCCGACGACGAAAAUGACAAUUAUGCAGUAAGGGCUGAUGCGACCACAGUGCCGUGGGUAGAAAUACUGCAUGGGAACCAGAAACGUGGCGCUGGGUCUAAAGUGUGGAGAGUACGGCGAGAUCUGGGUCGCGCAGGAAACGGUACAAACUGAGAUGAACGUAUCGACAUGUACCCCGGUACUUGAGUACUUAGAUACAUGAGUACAUCAAUACAGUACAUCGAAUACAAAGGCCUUGUAUUGUCCUGGCCCCUGCAGCGAUCUGCAAGGAACUGCGCACAAACUGUGGACUAAAUUUUGUAGAUCAAGGUCUUGCUAUUAGCUCCCGCUGUUUAGUUCAGAUUUU